Saccoglossus kowalevskii is the source of this 1308-nucleotide messenger RNA. Its product is annotated as cyclin-dependent kinase 9-like. Gene Ontology annotation, molecular function: RNA polymerase II CTD heptapeptide repeat kinase activity; cyclin-dependent protein serine/threonine kinase activity; ATP binding. NCBI's taxonomy places the organism in Eukaryota, Metazoa, Hemichordata, Enteropneusta, Harrimaniidae. Gene Ontology annotation, biological process: protein phosphorylation. The record is from RefSeq and is a predicted model, not a curated record. Gene Ontology annotation, cellular component: nucleus.
GCCAUCUUGGAACAGAAGAGGGGAUUCGAUUGUUGUCCAAGCUGAAUAUCUAAUCUGUAGAAUUAAAAUGGAUCCCCAGAUAAUGGACGGACUGGAUUUUCCGUUCUGUGACGAGGUAGUAAAAUAUGAGAAAUUGGCUAAGAUUGGACAAGGGACAUUUGGAGAGGUGUUCAAAGCAAAGCAUAGAAAGAACAAACAAAUUGUGGCAUUGAAGAAAGUUCUAAUGGAAAAUGAGAAGGAAGGGUUUCCUAUCACUGCCUUGAGGGAAAUAAGAAUUCUACAACUCUUAAAACAUGAAAAUGUGGUGAACUUAAAUGAGAUUUGUCGAACAAAAGCUAAUCAGUUCAACAGAUAUAAAGGCAGCAUUUACUUAGUAUUUGAAUUCUGUGAACAUGACUUGGCAGGACUUCUCAGUAAUCACAAUGUGAAAUUUAGUUUAGGUGAAAUAAAGGAAGUGAUGCGACAACUGUUAAAUGCUCUCUAUUACAUCCAUUGCAAUAAAGUGCUACAUCGAGAUAUGAAGGCAGCGAAUAUUCUGAUUACCAAGAACGGAGUACUGAAACUUGCAGAUUUUGGUUUGGCAAGGGCUUUCAGUAUUUCUAAAGCUUCUGGCAGUAAUAGAUAUACUAAUCGUGUAGUGACAUUGUGGUACAGACCACCUGAGUUGCUGCUCGGUGAAAGGAAUUAUGGUCCUCUUAUUGAUCUUUGGGGUGCAGGUUGUAUUUUGGCCGAGAUGUGGACACGGAGUCCUAUUAUGCAAGGAAAUACAGAACAACAUCAAUUGACUCUGAUAACACAUCUCUGUGGUUCUAUUUCUACUGAAGUAUGGCCUGAUGUUGAUAAGCUGGAGUUGUAUAGCAAGCUGGAGCUUCCCAAGGGACAGAAACGCAAAGUUAAAGAGCGACUAAAAGCGUAUGUAAGAGACCAGUAUGCGCUAGAUUUAAUUGACAAGUUGUUGUCUCUGGAUCCAGCACAGCGUUUGGAUAGUGAUGCAGCAUUGAAUCAUGAUUUCUUUUGGAUGGAUCCCAUGCCAAGCAGUCUGGCCAAGAUGUUGUCCACUCACAAUAUGUCAAUGUUCGAAUACUUGGCUCCUCCACGUCGUCGCUAUCAACAAGGAGGAGCUCAGCCUCCAGCUCAGCAGCAGCAACAGCGUGCUGUGGCAUCAAAUGAUGCAGCAUUUGAUAGGGUAUUUUAAAGACUGGAAUCAUUUACAGAAUUCUGAGAAAAAAAAUAUUUUUACAUGCAUUACGUACUUCCUUUGAUAUCCUUAUCGAUCAUGACAUGGUACAACAAAUAUGGUAAUUUGAA